AUGGCAAAGGAUCCAGCAACGACGCGAAUUCCACGCUUGGAUGGCAUGUCGCGCAUUCCAUCGCCGGGAAGAUUUGGUGGCACCUCAGCCACCACCUCACACAUUCGCCCGCCCACAGCCACAGCCACCGCAUUGAAGUCCCCGACACAAAUCUUUCAUGCUCCCGCCUUGCCGACGGCCAGCAAGAAGCGUCCCAUCAGCUCGUAUCAUCCGACGGUGACGCCGCUUCACGAUCUGGGCGCCAACAUCAAGAAGAGCGCUUCGGGGCAGCGUCUAAAUAACGCGGUCAGUUUGAUCGGCGAACGCACGACAACGGUGCUGAAAAAGUACUUUGGUCAGGCAAAGAUUGGCACAGGAAGUGCAACUCCCUCACAGCUCAUGACCAGCUCCUUGCCACAAACACCGCUGCCAGCUGCAAAGCAGCAACAACAACAGCAGCAGCUGCAGCAGCCGCAACAGUUGCAACAGCAAUUGCAGCUUACGAGCAGCACGCCAAUUCCGCUGAUGCGUUCCGAGACCUUUGUGUGCGAUGAGGAGACGUCUGAGAAGGAGCAGCAGACUCUAAUUGCUCACCGCAUCAAUCUGGAGAGCACGAGACUCUCGAGCGUGGGAUUCGGACGCACCUUGGACAUGGACAGCACAAUGAGUGUGAGCAACAAGACGAGCAGCAUGAAUAGAACGCGUCCCGUUGUUGAUCGAACUCUAACCGGGAUGACAGCUGGCAAUGAUGCCACUCAAGUGUUGGCGGGCAGCAGCUGUGGCCGCGAUCGCACACGUCCUGUCAUUCAGACAACUCAGUUGAGCACACAGAGUCUCGAUCUGACCAAGAGCAUGGAUCAAUUGCCGUUGUUGGAGCACAUGUCCAUACCCUCGGGUCUGGAUAUGCUGAGCGCACAGUCGGAGCUGGAGGAGCAACAGGCCAGCAGCGAGUUGGUUGCGGAUUUGGAUGUCACUAUGACGGCGCUGGCGCCGGAUAAAACCAACUUGAAGCUGCCGCUCAAUUCGACCGUCAAUACCGAACGCUUGCUGGACAUUAGCGGACUGGAAUCGCCGGCGAGGCACAUACAACUCUUGAAUUUGACGCGAGAGUUUCUGGAGCAGACGUCACCACAAUUGUCAAGUGCUGCCACAGCUGCUGGCGGAGGAGGAAACGGACGUCGUUCGAUUGGACAACAAUCGCUGGUUCACCUAACACCGCAAUCGGCCACAACAACGCCGCUUGGGGCACGUUUCCAGUACACGCCGGUGCCGGUGCAUUUGCUCUCGCCACUGUUGAAGGCGGCACGCAGUGAUCUUGUGUUGCCCACACGCACACCGGACGGGGAGUUGCCCCAUCUCGAUGGCGCGCUGGCGGGUGUGGUGCACUGCGGUGCAAUGCGGAAUGCGCCACGCACACGCUACAGUUUUGGUCUGGAGUUGCCGGAGUGUACGUUGGACUCUUCUAUUGAGUUAGUGGAGAGUUCGUUCUCGGCAUCGCAACAGCAGCUGCAACAGUUGCAGCAGCAAUUGUUUAGGAGGCACAGCUUUGAUCUAGAUGAGAGCCUGGGCAUUUUGACGCCGGAUCAGAUGAAGGAGUUCCUGGACUCGUCAUCGCAACACAAUCAGAGUCAUCAGCAGUUGGAAUUGCAAUUGGCGGCAGUGCAGCAGCAUCAUCAGCAGCAACUACAACACCAACAUCAACUUCAACAGCAGCAACAACAUUUGCAGCUGCAGCAACAGCUGCGCAUGGAGCAGACGCCAUCGCCCGAGGAGUUGCCACUGGAUCCCAUCGAGCCGCAGCUGGUGUCAGCCAUAGCCAUUGCACCCCUUGUGCCAGCCACAGCAGCGGUGACGACAACAGCAGUAGCUGCGGCUGCAGCAGCAAGCACAAAUGCCAAGCAGCUGAGCAACAGUUUCAUUACCAGCGUGACCAGUGUGACCAGCCUCGAUACGGGCUAUCAGGGCGAUGGAGAGAUGUCGCGUCCCGCUUCCCGCGGCGCCUGCGAUCAUUCGCCCAGCAAUGGCCCCCACUUGGGUCGCGUCAGUCGUCAGCCUAGUUUUCCACCAAUGCCAGCGGCGCCAAUGCGACGUCAAGAUCCGAUGACCGACUCGGAUUUCUUCACCGAAUCCGAUGCGGAUGAUGUGUUGCAGCGUGGCGAUCGACGCGCCCAAGUCAUUGAUGGUCAGCUUUAUGGACCAGCAGCGGGAAUGCAGCCGAGUGCCUCGGUGCCGCAGAUGGAGGAUUCAUGCAUGGAAUCCUCGGGUAUUUUCACUGAUGUGGAGAAUCGCUGUGAUGAGGAAAUGCGGUUGCCAGAGCUGGAAGUCGAUGUGGAUGAUGUGGGGGAUGUCGAUGUCGAUAUGUCACCCGAUGACUCCACGCAAACCAUGCGCAAAGCUCAAGGUCAAGCUCAGUCGGUCAAUCAACAGCAACAACAAAGUCUCCACAACACAACUCUACAACAACAGCGUCCGCUCUCUUCGUCAUCGGCAGCGACGCUUUCGCUCUCCAAUCGCACCUCAUACUGCAGCGUCGACGGCGGCAGCGCGAAGAGCUUUUGCGACGAAGCUUUCAGCAGCAACAGCAGCAGCUGCGCCGGCAGCGAGCAGCGAUCGUCGGCAGCGCUUUCAGUACAGCGCGCAGCGUCGCCGCGUCAACAACACGUCGCUUCGUCGUUAACAUCGCUCUGCACCGUUGAGAACUUGUCGUCGAGCUCAUCGCUCGCCGCGUCGCCAAAAGCAACAAAGAUAAAAACCACAACAGUAACUACAACAACAAGUGCGGCAGGCAAAGCUUCUCCAAUUCAAGCAACAAAAACAACAACGCCGCGCAGUGCAAAAACACAAAACGCGCGUAAAUCGCAUACGCCCAAUAAAUGGGAUGCCGUUAUGCAUAAAAUCGCCAGCAAUAAGUCAACAAUUAAAACAAAUUAUAGUGAUGUGAAAUCCAAAGUGUCCACAACGCGUGCCGCCAACAUGGCCGGACCGCCAAACGGUGCAACGGCAGCCACAUCUGGCAACGCCACCACCACUUCUAAUAGCCCCACUAGCAGCGGCAGUCCGCGCAUCACGCCCUCGGUGCGUCGCUCGCCCUCUGUGACGCCCUCAAAUGUCAAGCGCAGCAGCGUCAACAGCAACAGCAACAGCAGCUCCAAGUCGCCGUCAUCGGUGACCACGACGCCGGCGUCGACGUCAACACGGCAGCCACAGGAUAAAGGCUCAGUUGGCGCCGGCGUCAGCGUUUUUGCGCGUCUCGCAAAGUCUCCGACAUCGCCCACAGCGUCGAGUGCAGCAAAGCGGUUGCAGCCAGUGCUAAUUAAUCGUGGACGUUCUUAUAGCAAGGAUAGCCAGAAGAGCUCGCACAGCGAUCUGAGCUCAUUGUGCAACGGCAACGGCUCCCCAAAAUUAUUGGCAAAAACUCCACUGCGAGCUGCCAAGAAGCGUGAUGUUCGCAAUUUGAGCAUAUCACCAACAGAUCUGGGACCGCCGCCAAAGACCCAACAAACAACCAAGGGACAAUCGACGCACACCAAAUCCACAACGCCAACGCCCACAGCGAUACAAAAACGUUUGAAUAGCAGCGCUCCUUCAACCACUUCGAUCAGCACAAAUUCGUCGAUCGUCAAGGGCGCAAUAAAGGCAACUGCACAGAGUAAACAGCAACAAAAUGUGAAAAAGCCAUUGGAUGUUAUUAUUUCAGAGGAAUCGUUGCGUUCCGGCGUGGAUCAAACGGAGCUGCAGGAGCUCAAUGAAUUGGGUUUAAUCCUUGCAACGCCACGCGACUCGAAGCGUGCCUCCAUCAGCAAUGAGCUGCUUUGCAUUUGCGGUGCGGCAGAUGCCAAAAAUGCCACCUGCAGCUGUGCCACAGAGAAGGCGCCCAAGCUGCAGCGCACCCAAGACUCGAGGGAGUCGAGCUGCCCCUUGGAAACAGAACAAACGGAGGCACAGCUAAAGGAAUUAACAGCAAGCUUACCCAAUACAAAUGAGGACACUUCGCUGCACAGCCAGGCGGAGGAGAAUCCCCUGCUCAAGUGCUUCAUGGAGAACGGCUACUUGAACUACGAACGGCUAACAAAGUGUCUGGAGGGCCGAAAGCAGCAGCAGGAGCAACAGCAAUGUCAAGUAAUGGGACUCGCCAUUGUUGUGCAGUGCUUGCACAUGCAGAUGGACAAGUUAAGCUGCCAAGAUAAGAAGGCACAGACAACGCUGGCCGACACCAUUGCCAUGCUAAAGCAGACGCAGCACAAGUGUGAAGAGCUGCAGGAGUUGGAACAUCUGCACCGCAGCAAGCUGCAAGAAGCACAAGAUAAAGUGCAGGAGGUGCAGUUGCUGGCCAAGGAACGUUUCCUCGAGCUGGAGUCCCAGCUGCAGGCCAAAUAUGAUGAAAAAAAACAGGCGCUGCAAGCCUAUCAUCAGGAAAUGGCGCAUCAGCUCCGUCAAAAACAAGACCAGGUGAAUGCCGCUGAGCAGAAAGUGCUCCAGCUACAAGCGCGCAUUCGUGACCACGAAGCACAGGAGCAAGUGCUGCGUGAGAAGCUCACACGCAAGGAGAACACACAUGUGCGUUCCAUGUCCGCGGCCACACAGCGCGAAGAGGAGGCGCUAGAGCGUGUUAAAGAGCUGGCCAAGGAGCUGCAAGCUCUGCGCUCCAGCACUCAGCUGAAGGAGCGCGAUCUGCGCGACCGUCUGGCCUUGUCGCAGGAUGAGGUCAGCGUGUUGCGCACCUCCUCACAGCGUCGAGGUCCCAGCAACAGCAACGGCAGCCACAGCAACAGCAACAGCUUUAACGACAGUAGCGUCGAGCUGUGUCGUCUAACCAACGAGACGGAGAGUUUGCGCUGUGUGCUGGAGCUAAAGCAGGCAGAGAACUCGACGCUCUCGAAGCAGGUGGCAGAGCUGCAGCGGGAAAAAGAUGAGCAGCGCAGUCUAAGUAAUCACAUCACACUGCUGGAGGCACAGCAUGAAAUGUUGCGCACAGAGCUCGAGAGCAAGACAGAGAAAGAAAAAGAUAUUCAGCGCCAGAUGGAGGAGUUACAAAAAGCAUUCAUCCUCGAGAGCAUCAAGUGCAAGCGUCUCACCUGCGACAAGGAGGAACUGCAGUAUCAUCUCAAGCAACGCUCCGAGCAGCUCGUUCUGGUGCAAGCCCAGCUGCAUGAGCUCUGCAACUGCUCCCACGACAUCUCCAUCAACAGUCACUCGUACAGUCGAAGCAAUUCAAUGCGUGUCGACACAUCGAACACAUCGCCACCCGCCUCGCCAGUCAUCAAGGGGGUCAUCGAACGCAACGAUUCUGUUAGCUGGGUGCUCGAAAUGGACGAUGAGUCGCCACAGGUGGCCGCCUCGAAGUUGGUGCGACGUGCCGGCUCCUUGCGCAGCACCUGCGAACGUAGUCCCACCCAACGCCGACAGCCGCAGCUGUCGCAGAGUUACGCCAGCAAUGGCCACACCAAUGGCCAUGGUCAUGGCUCCAAUUCGCAUGUACAGGGUCCCAAUCCGCUGUCGCAAAGCAUGUCAGCCACAGCGCUGAUGCGUGGCCAGACCAAUGAGCCCGAGUCGCCGCGUCCACUCUGCCGAGCUCGCUCGCAAACGGUGUGCAACAACAAGGCGGCAGCAACAGCCUUUGAGAUGCGACCCCAGCGCCAGCAGCAACAGCAGCGUCAGCGACAGAGAUGCGAUGACGUCGAAGCGUCGCUAUCAGAAUGGCAUGUGGAUGAGCUGCGUUCCAGUUCGCCGAACCCGUUGCCACCGCCAGUUUUGGCCGAGAUGCGACCAUGCAGCAGCUCCGCAAUGAAGCUCAUGACUUGCGAUGCGUAUCCCAAGGCGCUCAAUAAGAAAUCCCAGGAGAUACAGGAGUCCGCGGGCGAGGCAAUGGUAUCCGGUGCCAAUUCAGAGGACGAGAGCUGCUCAGCUUCAUCGGAGGAUAUGCGCAGCUCGUCCGCCUCAAGCACUGCAUCAGCAGCGGGCUGUUCGCUAUCGAAACGCCAAAAGCAACCGUCACGCAUGUCCAUUGAGGAGGCGCUGCUGCUCGAUCAGGUGAACAGCCUGAAUGGCACACCCAUGGAGGUGAGCUGGUCCGAGGAUGCUGCCGAUGCGGAUGCCGCCAACAAUGGACACAGCAGCAUCGCAUGACAGCAGCCACCAUCAUUGGAUGUUGGUUAUGAGGAGCGUGCCGUCAUCGAGCAGAUUGCUGAGGCAGCCGAAGAGGCUUAUGAGAUGGCCACCGAUGACCAGCAGGAGGAGCUGAUUGUGGGCGAUGACGAUGACGACGACCAAGAUGAUGAAGAUGAUGAGGGCGAAGGUGUUGACUUCGAUGUUGAUGUGGAUGAUGAAGAUAAUGAUGAUGAUGAUAGCUUUUAAAGCAUAUGGCGCGCGCAUCUAGAUUGUAGAACAAUUCAAUGAGCAUCAUUAACUAAAAGCAUAGCUUGGCGCAAAUAUAAAAACUGAACAGAAUAAAACCGAAAAACUCGAUAAACUAGUAAAAGUCUUGAAGAGUAACAGGAUAAAACACACACA
Molecule: messenger RNA, 6489 nt
Organism: Drosophila sulfurigaster albostrigata
Lineage: Eukaryota; Metazoa; Arthropoda; Insecta; Diptera; Drosophilidae
Gene: toc
Product: serine-rich adhesin for platelets
Exons: 10
Coding region: 1-6105 (2034 amino acids)
Cellular component (GO): cytoplasm; nucleus
Molecular function (GO): microtubule binding
Source: RefSeq, a predicted model, not a curated record